Molecule: messenger RNA, 797 nt
Organism: Thecamonas trahens ATCC 50062
Lineage: Eukaryota; Apusomonadida; Apusomonadidae
Exons: 2
Coding region: 12-797 (261 amino acids)
Source: RefSeq, a predicted model, not a curated record
CCGCCCUUCUGAUGGCGUACACGUUUUCCGGGCCUGAGCCGACCACACCUGUGCGCCGCCGCCGUGCGCGGGACGACUACAAUCCCAUUUCCGGCACAUACAUGUAUGAGGAGCAGGAGGCGGCGGCGCGGGCCGAGGAGGAGCGCAAGCGGCGGCUGCGGCACGAGCAGCUUGUGGCUGGCUCGAGCAAGCAGGGCCAUCAUCCGGCGUACAACCCGCUGACGGCGACGUAUGCAGAGGACGAUUUGAACAGGUGUGAUGAGGAGCAGGCGGCUCUGCGGGAGGCGGCCUUUGCCAAGGCCCAUCAGCUGAAGAACAAAGCCGAGCGUCGGGGCUGGGACAUUAUCUCGGGCGAAGGCGACUCGGGCGACGCGCCCAAGGGCCGCGCCCAUCUCCCAGAGCCUCACGCUGAGCGCGGGUACAACAUCCUUCGCCCGACUCCGCCGCUGAGCUCCGUCGCCGACGGUCUGCCCGAGUACAAGCGCAAGAACAUCGCCCUCAAGUUCUCGUCGGCUGUCCGUCUCGAGGAGAACGACGAGCUCGACUCGGCUGCCCGCCAGGCCAUCAUCGACGAGACCAACCCGCGCGGCCGCGCCAGUCUUUACGAGAAGGUCAAUACCCGCGAGUACAACUUGUUGCAGAUCGACGAGUGGGCCGCUGCACCGCCGCCAGCUACUGCCAGCCCAGGCUCGUCGGUUGCAGCUGCGGCCCACUCGGCCCGCCUCAACUACGCCCACAAGAACUCGGCCAACUACGACAUCCUGGCCCCGUCGCGCGAGUACGGCGCGAAGUAUUGA